CUUACUCGUGACAUCGAAUACCCGAAAUUCGUUUCGGAUAUUUAAUAUCCUCUGAGAUUCCGAAUUCAUGACUCGGAAUCCUGCAGUAGAAUGUUGCUAGCAAGCAGCUUUGGUAAUCAUCACCGUUAAUCAUCCUCACAAAUCGACAUCCUGUGAACAAAUUUCGAAAAAAAUUACAUAAACAUUACUUAGCAUCAACAUUCCCACUCUUCGAUCCUCCUACAUCUCAAUAUCAAGUAUAUCACGUUACUCGGGCAACCUCGACAACAACAUUAAAUGAAUUAAUUUCGAUCGCCAAACAAACGACGUCGUACGUCCUUGAUACUGAAUCCAUUACACAAGAAGGCAAACGAAACCAACCUGCUCUGAUUCAGCUUCAAUUUCUUCGGCUCGAUCAACCAUCGAUCAUCCUACUUGUCGAGGUCUGUCAUCUCCCAAUUGCUGGCAGUCGUAAAUUCAGCCUAAUUCAAGAAUUAUUUACUAUUAUUCUUGCUGCUGACAAAGCAAUUCAUACAUGGGGAGAUAUCGAAGAAUUGAACAAAUUUGUUAAAUAUCAACUCUUUACGCCAGAACAACUUCUUCAACCCAAUACAUUCAACGUCCAAAACGAAUUUAAAGAGGAUUGGCGCACAAAUCAUCCUCACCGUACCAUCAUUUCACCUGCAGAUGAAGACGAAUGUAUUUGGCAUACCUGCAUCGGAAAACAGCCGAACGAUCCAUGGUCUUUGCAAGACGCCUUAGAAUAUGGAUGCCGUUUAUGGCUUGAUAAGCGCAUGACAUUAAGCCCAUGGAACAUUGGUCUUGAUCCAAUGUUAUUUCAUCUCAAUGACAAACAACGAGAACAACGUCAAGCAUGGAUUCUUUAUGCCAUCAAAGAUUGUUUAGCAGUUGCACUACUCAUGAAAGCCAAGGCAAAUCAUCCCAAACCACAUCUAAUGCAACCAUCCGUUCGAGUCCCUUGCGAGCCACCAUCCGAAGACGAGUCCGAUAUCGAAGCAGCUACCCCGUUUACACCUAUUCUUCCCAUUAACCGUUUCUCAACACUAACGGUUGAUCCUCUUGUAUCACCUCCGUUCUCACUGUCUGUACCAUUACAAAUUCAACCUCAGCAUCCACCGUCGUCCCAGCAAGAACCACAUCACAUCGAUCAGACAAUUAGCUACGAACCAAUCUCAGAUGACUCCACACCUUCGACAAGUGAUAAAUCACCACCACCGUCACAAUUUACUAUCAUUAUUCCUGAAGAAUAUCCUUUUCUGAUUUCAGCCUCACCGCCGGCAUCAUCAUUUGAAAAUACUCAACAGCCGAACAGCGAGCCACAUCUAACAUCAGCUGUUAUCCAGCGGCUUAAACCCCAACUAUCGGAGUUACAAAAGAAGAGAAAGAAUCGUCAAAAAACUUUGAAACAACGCGCUCGAAAAUUUGCAACAGAAAUCAUUCGACGUAAUAUUUACAAAUUGUGGUCGGCGAAAAAAAUCAUUGAAGUGUUAGAUAGGAAAGGAAUUCCGCACUCACGAGUCCUCACACGAGUAUCCCCAACAACUGGCACACAUCACGUAUUUAUUGGUCUUCAGAAACCGGACGAUUUCGAGCGCUGGGAUAACUUAACAAGUGAUUGGUUUACCGAGGCACAUUAUAAUAAGGUCUACCUCCCUCAUCGUCGAACAUCAACAUCACGAGAUCGGUCUAACAGACCAGAUCAUUCAGCUCAUCAAGAAGCAUUUGAUCCUCGUUCAAGACGAACAGAUCGAUCAUUCAGAUCUGAUCACUCCCAUCAACCAACACCAACAAAGCCCGGUGAAGGAACAAGAACAGUAACUGGUAGUCAUCGUCAACAGUACAAGUAUCAUCACAAAUCCCGGUGA
This is a messenger RNA of Didymodactylos carnosus, 1865 nucleotides long. NCBI's taxonomy places the organism in Eukaryota, Metazoa, Rotifera, Eurotatoria, Philodinida, Philodinidae. The record is from the annotation of a GenBank genome assembly.